AUGACUAUCACUUUCAUUGUAAUUCUAUUGUUUGUACAAGUCUUUGGACAGCCUGGAGCUUCCAACCAAGAAACAGUAACUUUAGAUGAAGAAUCCAGACAAAAAUUCAAACAAUUCUUCAAAGAUUACACCGAAUUUAUUGUACUUCUUAAUCACCAUAGAGAGUUUUUUAAAGAUCGUGAAAAUUGGUUUUCGCCCAAUUUAUGGAAAUUGGUUAAUGAGCUCAAAGAUUUAGAAAGUGAAAUGUUCCAUUUUAUAAGUGAUAUUUAUACAAAGGGUAUUAUAACAAAAAAUGAUUGUGAAAAAUGGCUAUCAAAAUUUUCAACAACUUACAACACAGCAAACACUGAUAAUGGAUAUGGAAGGUACCUUUUAUUGCUUAAAGAAAAUAUUGAAAACGUGAUGAUGUCAUUAGAAAUUGAAGACGAUGAUAAACAAGAUAUUGUCAAAAGACUUCUACUUUCUAUAAAUUUCUUCGACAACAAACACAAAGUUAUGCAACAAUUGGCUCAAUUAAUGCACUUAAACAGAAAACCAGUAUUUUUGAAAGCAAAUAACAAAUUUGGAGACUUCAUUGAAACACUUGGCAAAUUCGUUAGUCCACAACGUCGUUUCCAAAAACCAGACCAUAGCAGACUUCUCCCAAGAGUUGAAGACGGAACAAGCACGUUAAAUGCGCCUGAACCUAAAAAUAAAAGACAUAUGAUGACUGUGACGGAAAUGAUCAAAAAUCCUGGAAUAGAAAUUCCACCUCCAAAACAUCCAGAUGAAAAACGAGAAGUAGAGCCUGGAUGGAGACCAUUGACUCAAGAAGAACUCAAAAGACCAACCCCAUCUUUUGGUUCUCCAAAACCAAGUAAACCACUUAAAAGACAAAUUCCAGUCGAAAGAAGAAGUCAUCCACCUUUGAUUAGAACAAAAGGACAGAGUGAUGAGAGAAGACCUAUUUAUACUCCCAAAGAAGGCGUUGAUAAAGAAAGUCCAUCUCCCCGUGAAGAUAUUGUAGAACCACCAAUGAUGAAUCAAAAAAGAACUUUGAGAAGACAAACACCUGUAAUGAGAAGUCCAGAAAGACCACUCGAUAGAGAAACUGGUGUAAAAAGAAGACCAUUAGUUAGACAAGACAGUAUUUCUUCUGUUAGUGGAGAAAAAGAAAGUUACACUGAAAGUAUACCUAAAAUACCUCCACCAAAACCACAAAGAAAAAGCUUGAGUGAACCUAAAGAUGAACAACAUUUGUAUGAUAAUUAUCCGGUCGAUAAAAACGGCCACAGAAUACCUCCUCCAAAACCAAAAAGAAAAGCUCUUCUGAGACAAAACAAUUUCCAAGACUACCAGGAAGAACCACCAAAAAGUCCAACAACAACAAAACAACCUGUAUUUAUAGAAAUGAAAGAAAUAGUACACCAUGGAAGUGAUGAAGAAAGUGGGGUUGAUGAAUUAAUAAAACAGACAGAAGCCGGAUUUGGUGUUGAUAAGACACCUGAGACGGUACAAAAGAGUAAAAGAAGACAUUUAUUGGGUAAAAUAAAAGAGAAAAUGCACCGAACUAAGAGAGAUAGUGAUAGUGAUAGCGACUAA
Messenger RNA from Entamoeba invadens IP1, 1581 nucleotides. RefSeq lists its product as hypothetical. The transcript has a single exon. Bases 1 to 1581 code for a protein of 526 amino acids. NCBI's taxonomy places the organism in Eukaryota, Evosea, Mastigamoebida, Endamoebidae. The record is from RefSeq and is a predicted model, not a curated record.